Messenger RNA from Aedes albopictus (Asian tiger mosquito), 3633 nucleotides. Its product is annotated as TWiK family of potassium channels protein 18. Gene Ontology annotation, cellular component: plasma membrane. Gene Ontology annotation, biological process: potassium ion transmembrane transport; stabilization of membrane potential. The transcript has 5 exons. Gene Ontology annotation, molecular function: potassium ion leak channel activity; outward rectifier potassium channel activity. The coding region runs from base 480 to 3164 and encodes 894 amino acids. Lineage: Eukaryota; Metazoa; Arthropoda; Insecta; Diptera; Culicidae. The record is from RefSeq and is a predicted model, not a curated record.
ACGCGCUGCGGAUAGCUGCCUGCCCGAUGGCGAUGGAUAUUUUCGUUAUUUUUAGCUCUUUUCGCUCACAAUUUUCCGAGCAGCGGUCCUGAACGGUCCGGUUCCCGUAGUUUGCAAGCCGAUCGCGAGAAAAUUUUCCACCCAUAUUUUCCCUUAAAUGGGCUUAGCUAUGUGAUUCAUCCGUCCCCAGUCCAAUCAGCUGAGACGCGACUGCGAAAUUGCGUUGAUUGGUGCACAGAUAAACCCUCCAGAACCCGCAAGGACAACCGACGACAAUGUGGGGAAGAUAUUUGAAAACGGAGUGAAAAUACGUGCUUCGAAACCAGAAGAAGAAAAACGGAAAAUCAGUGAAAUGUGAUACUGGUGUCGAAUGUGUCUGUGUGCAAAUUUGAAUUUAUUUUAAACCAUAAAUCGGUGACUGAGCGUUUGUAGCCGGUGACAUCAGUUAAGGGUGACGACACUCGUGUGUCGAAUCGACAAUGGAUCCCAAAUCAGAUGUUCCUGUAGUGGCCCGUAGGCGCAGGAAGGCGGCUCGGCAGCUUCGUGAGUCUACGCCGGACCCAUCGCAGAGGGGUGCAGUCACGGAUGGAAGCCAAAGUCAAGCAUCAGACGAUCAAAGCGGAUCGGAUUGCAGAAGCACCGGUCGGAGUACAGUGGACUCCAGUCCCCGUGGGUCGGUCAACAGUAAGAAAAGUUUUAUCGAACGAGCAAUGGAAUACGGUAGCCACCGAAACAAGAUCCUCGCCAGGAAGGACAAAAAGUUAACGGUAAUGUCGCCGAGAAGCCGAUCGGUACCACGAGACAGCGAGGACGUUCCCAGCAGUCCGGAGAUUUUUUCGUUGCUUCGGCGUGCCAAAAAGAGCUUGUCUGCGUCGCGUAAACCAAAAACGGACGAUUCCAGCGAUGGUGGAAAGGUAUCGGAUACCGAAGUUCGCAAAAGGCGCGAACGAAUCGAACGGUAUCAAUCCGAACGCAGCAAGGACGGUGACCCAAAAUCUUCCCAGUUGCAAAAUAAUUUGUCUCGCUUCAACGAGGAACGUCGUAAAUUUGAGCUGGAAAAACUCAAAUUUUUACAGGAGAAACGAGAACUAGACCGAAUGAGAUUGAGGCGGUUUGAAAAGUAUCGCGAGGAGCUUUUGGAGGAACAAAGACAAAAGCUCCAUAUAGAGCUACGGAACCGCGAGCGCGAUGAACGCUCUAAGAGUAUCGAAGCUCCAGUUCUGCCUCCAGCACCACCGACGAGAUCAAAAACACCGGUGUCACCAGGGGCGGCCAGAAAGAAAAUUUUAAUUAUUCCAAAGACAUCGAGUCCAUCAGCUUCGAGUAGUGAAGAAGAAGGAAACAACACAAGCGAUGAGGAACAUACAGCAACUAUCAGGAGACGAUUUUCGCCGAGGAAGCCCAAGCGGCCUAGGUCUACGAAAAUUGAUCACCUGAAAUUGUCCAAAACUCCAGAGCCGGCGACGUCUCCCGAACCGGAAUCAGAGCUUCCGUCAGACUUUCCUCCAGAGCCGGAUCCUGCAGAAGCGGAACCGGCUGUUACAGCCGAAUCAGUACCAAUGGUUGAUGCCGAACCAGAACCAAUAGCAAGCCCAGAACAAAAACAUGAGGAAGAAAUGGUACUUACACAAAGGAAAGUAACGAAAUCUUCAGAAGAUGGAGACAAAGAGGAUUCAUUGGAUAAAAAGGUCGAAGAAGACAAAAACGAAAAGUCUGAAGCAAUCGAUGAAAAGAAAGAAGAAAUGGCUGUGGAUGAUAAGAAGGUGGAGGGACCUAAAGAGAAAAAACGAAGACGAGCAUUGCUCAUUUACGAGGAGAAGAAGGACGACUUGUUCACCUGGAACGAAAUAUUAGGCGAGAUGAAAGACUUCUGGUUAGACUUUCUAGAUGAUAAUCCCUUGGAAAUUCGAAGGAUGAGGUUGCAAGUCAAUGAAUGUGUUUUCUAUUUUGGUGUGAUGGUGCUGCUGUGUGGCGUUGGUGGUAUUAUAUUCAGAGUCACCGAGGGCACUUUCGAAUCACAAUACAAAUGCGGGGUAAAAAGAGUUAAGAGGGAUUUCAUCGAUCAGCUGUGGAUAUCCAGUCACAGUCAAAGGGAGGAAGACUGGAAGCAGACAGCUAGAGCAAGAUUGAGGAAAUUUGAAGAAGAACUACAGGUUGCAUUCGAAGCUGGAAUGAAAACCUACAGCGGCAAUACAGCAUGGAACUUUAUCAACGGCGUGAUCUAUUCGCUGACUGUGGUGUCAACAAUUGGAUAUGGCCACAUAUCACCAUCUACAACGACGGGUCGAGCGUUGACUAUAAUAUAUGCUAUUAUCGGUAUUCCCAUAUUCCUCAUAGUUCUUGCUGAUUUUGGCAAAUUGUUUACUAGAGGUAUCAAAUUCCUAUGGGCAUACGUUCGUCGAUUAUAUUACACCGGGUCCAUCCGUAAAGUGCGAAAAACAGCUCAAGUUAAAGAGGUAAUGAAAGGUCUCAACGUAAUGUAUGAUAUGGUUAGACGUCCCAGCGGAGACCACGAACUGCAACCAACCAACAUCCAAGCAACAGAACAGCCACAACCUUCAACCUCAGCAGAUGUACCCCCAAUAUGCGAAUCACCAGCAACUCCAGUUCCAGAAACUUUUGAAAUCGACGACGAGUUCAAUUUGCCCAUCUCGAUUGCAAUUUUUAUCCUCGUCGCUUACAUGCUGUUUGGUGCAACCAUCUACUACACGUGGGAAAAUUGGUCUUUCUUCGAGGCUUUUUAUUUUGUGUUCAUUUCGAUCUCAACCAUCGGUUUCGGAGACUUCGUUCCGCAGCAUCCCAUCUACAUGAUGUGCAGCAUACUUUACCUUAUCUUCGGCCUAGCCUUGACUUCCAUGUGUAUCAAUGUUGUCCAGCUCAAACUAAGCGACAGCUUCCGGCAGGCUAGCGCCAAAAUUGGUGCAACCAUCGGUUUGCAAAUGGCGGAAGCCGCUUCCCUGCAACAAUCUCAGACACAAUCGCAUGUUCAUACCCCACUGGAAUUGACCACGGUGCACACGAGCACUCCAACAAGUGAUAACGGAAGCCAGCAGCAGCCAGUGCCCCCGACCAACGUAAAUGGAGAUGCAACCAUGACUCCAGUGCUUCCGGAUCGACCGAAUAAAGUUAGCAAAAGCAUAGCAAAAGAUGACAAAAAAGAGUAAUUGAAUACAAAUCGAAAUAAUUUUGAACACUGACUGAUUAACGAAUGAGAGUUGUGUGGAACGAAAGUUUUAACGAUUAAACCGGUAUUUGUAAUCGAUGUUGAUGAAUCUUUCCUAGAGUAAGCGAAUAUGCCAUGCACAAUCGCCAUGUUAUCUGAUAAGCGCCUUGCGAACAUGAAUAUUACUAUAUUUAUAUACAAUCUAUAGCUUUAAGGAAGAAUGCACCAAAAAUACAUAUGAAUCAUAUAUUUGAACUCUUCGCCUUAGAUAGGAUACGGAAAAUAACGGUUUCUCGAUUGAAUUGCGAUUUAUGCGAACGUGUGUUUGAUAGCAUUUUUGUUUUAUGACAUAGAACGGCAGCGUACUAAACAGGAGAUUAUGCAGUGAAAGAUAAUUGAAUUGCUUGAACUUCAAUUGUUGAACAAAAUUGUUGAUUUCGGCAUUGCUGAAUAAAAAUGUAACAAAAAUA